Messenger RNA from Epithele typhae, 585 nucleotides. RefSeq lists its product as uncharacterized. The transcript is spliced from 2 exons. The record is from RefSeq and is a predicted model, not a curated record. Gene Ontology annotation, cellular component: mitochondrion. Lineage: Eukaryota; Fungi; Basidiomycota; Agaricomycetes; Polyporales; Epitheliaceae. The coding region runs from base 1 to 585 and encodes 194 amino acids.
AUGAGCUCCACCCCACCUGCCGGCCAGAAGCUAUCUCCGGUGCGUGCCGCGCUGCGAGCAAUCUCUCAGCGGACGCGCACCCCGCUCCCGUCCCUCAUACUCUCCUUCGGCAUCAUUCACGAAGUGACCGCGAUCUUCCCCCUCGCCGGCUUCUUCUUCACAGCGCGAGCUUUCGGCGUCGGCGAGACUGUCGUCCGCGCAAUCACUCUCCCGACGCCUUCCGACGAGCCUGGGGAGGAUGGCGGGAUUGCAACGCAGAUCCGGGACGGAGCGGUCGGCCAGAGGCUGCGGGAAUGGAUGGCGGAGGGCGAGACGCAUGUAGAGAAGGUCGGGCGGCGGCACGGCUGGUUUGGGUUCGAGAAGGGGAGCACGCCCUCCCCGCAAGCAGUGUCGAACACCGAGGCCGCGACGGUGUCGGGGAAGAUCGCAGGCGACGUCGCGAAUGCCGUGGUGGCUUACGCGUUGACGAAGGCCAUCUUUCCCGUCCGCGUUGGGCUUUCUCUCUAUCUUGCCCCAGGGUUCUCAAGGACCCUGGUACAACCAGUUGGGACGUUUGUAGCUAGGAUAUUCAAACGGUCUUCAUAG